Molecule: messenger RNA, 1544 nt
Organism: Ipomoea nil (Japanese morning glory)
Lineage: Eukaryota; Viridiplantae; Streptophyta; Magnoliopsida; Solanales; Convolvulaceae
Exons: 2
Coding region: 170-1438 (422 amino acids)
Source: RefSeq, a predicted model, not a curated record
UGAUGUAUAAAACCCGGUCCGAGAAUACGCAGCUCUUUCUGCACUCCCCGAAUUGCGCGCCACCGGGACACCUUCUCCGAAUCUCCGCUAGACAACACUGAACUAUUCACAUGGCGCCUCCAAACCCUAGACUGCCGUGAUAACCGUACUUUCACUCGCACUAUAUGAGAUGGCGUCGGCGUGCUUCAACAGCACUGGGAUGUCGCCGGAGAAUUUCCUAGACUGUCCGCCGUCCAAGUACCAGGCUUAUGGCCGGUUGAGUCCUCGAGCCUCAUUUAGUAGGGAGGUUAUGGAUGAUACGCAGUCCUCGAAGGCUUUCGGAGCUAAGCAUUCAUCUUCACCACCGCGCCCGGUGGACAAGUGCGGUGAUGAUAAGCAGGAAGAUUCAGAUCCGGAAGUUCUCGGCAAUGAUGCGGCGGAUUUCGAGUUCCGACUUGACCGUCCUGAGAUUAUGCUUCCCGCGGAUGAGCUCUUCUCCGAUGGAAUGCUGUUACCGCUUCAACUACCGACGAUCCGGCUGCCGGCCACGUUGGCUGAGGCGGCGGGUCUGGAGGCUACGUUGCCGGAUACUCCGAAGAUAAAAACGAGAAAUGAGAUUUCCGGUUCGGAACCAUGGCUUUUCUCCACAAAGGCGCCGAGGUGUUCAAGCAGGUGGAAGGAGCUUCUAGGGUUGAAGAAGCUGUACCAAAACCGCAAUGUCAAGGACGAUAGUAUCAAAACGACGUCGCCGCCGCCGUUGUCGUCUUCCUCACAGAGUAAUAGCAGCCAUAAAUCUAUGAAAAUUUUCCUUCAGCGCUACUCAAAAUCACUGAACUCAUCAAUUGACGAAUCGCUUAGCUUUCCAUUGCUGAAGGAUUCCGACAACGAGUCCGCGUCGAACUCAUCUCGCCUCUCGCUCUCAUCUUCCUCUUCUGGACACGAAAACGACGACCUCCCUCGCAUCUCCCUCGAUUCAGAAAAGCCGGUCGUCAAUCUCUCUCGCAACCCUCCCAGGGUCCGAUUGGUGAAAGCAAGAGCAUUGUCUUCCGAAAAUCCGGCCGGGAGAGUGUGCCGCAGCCCAGUGCAGAGAGCACCAGACGCCGCCACAAUCGGCGGAGUCUCCGCGGACAGUCCGCGGAUGAACUCUUCAGGGAAGAUAGUCUUCCACAGCUUGGAGAGAAGCUCAAGCAGUCCAAGCAGUUUGAAUGGUGGUGAGCCCAGAUACAAGCACAGGGGAAUGGAACGGUCCUAUUCAGCAAAUGUUCGGGUCACCCGGGUUCUCAACGUCCCGGUCUGUUCACUGAGAAGCUCUUCUAAGCCCGGGGUUUUCGGAUUCCCUCUAUUCUCUUCUUCUUCUUCUUCGCAACAAAAGAAAGAAGCUGCCGGCAGCUCUAAUGGCGGAAAUGGAGUUGGGUAUAAGAACCAUCAGGGUAGCAGUAGGCAUCGCAUCAAAAAGUGAGAAUUCCCAACUUUCCAAAAAAUCAAAUGUAAAUAAAUAAAACAACUCUCCUAUCUUGAAGAGUAUUUUACUGGACUUUUAAAAAGUUUUGUUGAGACUUGCUUAA